GUAUGUUUAAGACAUUAGAUGAUUUAAAGAAAGGUGACAAAGAUGAAAAAUAAAAGAAAACUAGCAAUUCUUAUGCUGGAGGAGAAAAGAGGUAUAAUUAUUUAUUAAAUAUCUUAGUGGACUCUCAAUUCAAAAUCCUGACGAUUACGAUGAAUUAAUAAAUAAGGCGUAUUAAUCUAUUAAAAUGCUUAUAGAAAGUAAGGAGGCACUAAACCUGAUGGAGAUGAGGAUCCAAAAGAAUGGUGUAAAAUUACUUUAUGGAAUAAUGGAUUUUAAAUUAAUGAUGGAGAAUUCAAAGAUUUAAAUGAUCCAGAAAACAAGAAAUUCAUUGCAGAAUUAAAAUAAAGGUAACAUAAUUAUAUAUAUAAAAAGCUAAGUUCCAACAGCCUUACGAGCAAAAUAUCCCAAAGGUUUGAGUGUAAAAUUGGAAGAUAGAAAAACUGAAAAAUAUGUACCACCUCCACCACCUAAAUAUGUAGAAUUUAGUGGAUCAGGAGUUAGUUUGGGUUAAUAAUAAUUUGUUUAAUAAUAAUAACAAGUUAAAGUUGAUUUGAGUAAAUAAGGAUAAAUACAAAUUGAUCCCAAUCAACCCACAACAAAUAUUAUGGUGAGAUUAUCCACUGGUAAUACUAUUACAUUGACAGUUAAUACUACAACAAGAGUGACAGUCAUUCAAUAACAUCUUUUAAGGUAUUUUUAAAUAUUUAUCAAGAAUGAUGAAUUUACCUCCUCAAAAAUAAAUCUAGUUAAUUUCAGGUUUUCCUCCAAGACCAAUUUAGAAUUUGAAUUAAACUGUUGAAGAAGCUGAUUUAUGCGAUUCCUAAAUCACUUAAACUAUUGUUUGAGUU
Molecule: messenger RNA, 848 nt
Organism: Paramecium pentaurelia
Lineage: Eukaryota; Ciliophora; Oligohymenophorea; Peniculida; Parameciidae
Source: the annotation of a GenBank genome assembly